UCGCUCCUCUGCGGAUUCACCUUCAAUCGCUCUCAUCACGCUCUCUCAGUCCCAGAGAGAGUUUUAUAUAUGCAUGUGAGCAGAGUUAGCGAGUUCGCAAGGCAUCGGAAGCGAAGGGAGGGCGGAGAGACAUGGAGGUGGACAUGAAGAGCAUGGUGGUGGCUGAUGAGAAUAACAAGCAGCAAGAGAGAGCCCCAGGCGAGGAGAGCGAUGGCUCCCCAAAGAAAAGGAAGCUGGGAGGCAUCAAAACUAUGCCGUUCAUCCUCGCGAACGAGGUGUGCGACAGAUUCGCAGCGUCCGGGUUCCACGCCAACAUGAUAACCUACCUGACCCAAGUGCUGAACCUGCCAUUGGUUCAAGCUUCCAACACCCUCAGCAACUUUGCCGGGACUGCCAGCUUCACGCCGUUGCUUGGCGCUUUGCUCGCCGACGCGGUGGCCGGCCGGUACUGGACCAUCGUCCUCGGCUCCAUUUUCUACGAACUGGGUCUGAUUAGCAUAGUCCUAUCGGCAGUCCUCCCUUCCCUCCGCCCGCCACCCUGUCCGACCCAGGUGAACUGUCAGGAAGCCAACACCACCCAGCUGUGGGUCUUCUACAUCUCCCUUCUCCUCACCUCCCUCGGAUCUGGCGGCAUCCGCCCCUGCGUUGUCACCUUCGCCGCCGACCAGUUCGACAUGUCCAAGUCCAAGGUCACCUCCCGCGGGUGGAACUUCUUCAACUGGUACUACUUCAGCAUGGGCAUGGCCACGCUCACGGCGAUCACUGUGGUCGUCUAUAUCCAGGACAACGUGGGAUGGGGCUGGGGGCUUGGGAUCCCAGCAAUGGCCAUGGCAAUUUCAGUGGUGGCGUUCGUCAUCGGGUCGAGGCUGUACGUAAAGUUGAAGCCUGGAGGAAGCCCACUCACCCGACUAGCUCAGGUGAUAGUGGCGGCCGUGAAGAAGAGGAAUAUGCCGGUGCCAGAGGAUCCGGGGUUGCUGUACCAGAACAAGGAGCUCGACGCAGUCAUAUCCGUGCACGGGAGGCUAUUGCACUCGGAACAAUUCAAGUGUCUUGACAAAGCCGCGACGGUGACUGAAGAAGAAGCUAGGAAUUCAGGUCCACCGAAUUUAUGGCGGUUGGUCACGGUGCACCGCGUGGAGGAGCUGAAAUGCAUCGUCAGGAUGCUUCCGAUUUGGGCUGCCGGGAUUUUGCUGGUCACGUGUUCGUCGCACCUUGGCAGCUUCACCAUCAUCCAGGCUCGAAGCAUGGACCGUCACUUGUCCCGCUCCUUCCAAAUCCCACCUGCUUCGCUCUCCAUCUUCGCCAACUUAACCAUGCUCUCAGGUCUAGUUCUGUAUGAGCGUGUAUUCGUGCCCUUCAUCCGCCGAUUCACGGGGAACCCGGUCGGGAUCACGUGCCUCCAGAGAAUGGGGAUAGGAUUCACGAUAAACAUACUCGGCGGGAUAGUUGCGUCGUUUGUCGAGAUCAAGAGGAAGAAGGUCGCCGCCGCUUACCACCUACUGGAUGACCCGAAAGCCAUCAUACCCAUCAGCGUCUUCUGGCUGGUCCCUCAGUACGUCAUCCAUGGAAUAGCUGAGGUCUUCAUGUCCGUGGGCCACCUGGAGUUCCUGUACGACCAGUCACCCGAGAGCAUGAGAAGCACCGCGGCGGCGCUGUACUGGGUCGCCAUAUCGGGGGGGAAUUACCUCGGCACGCUGCUGGUGACCCUUGUCCACAACAACACGGGCAAGGAGAGGAACUGGCUCCCGAACCGGAACCUCAACCGGGGGAGAUUGGAGCGCUAUUACUGGCUCGUCAGCGGGAUUCAAGUCAUCAACCUCGUGUAUUACCUGGUCUGCGCUCGGCUCUACACAUACAAGCCUGUCGAGGAGUCGAUCUGCAAGGAAGACGAAGAGGCGGAGCCAGCGAAAGACGAAGUCCCGGCCAAGAACAUGGCCAACGGAGCUAAUGGGAAUGCAGGGGAGAUGGAGCUAAGUGCCGAUGCCGAGAGAGCUUAGAAAUUUGCUAGACUUUUCGGAGGCCUUCAUUGCUGCACCAUAGAUGUAUAUGUUAUGUACUGAUUAUAUCAGAUCAUGAUCUUUAAGUCACAUUUGAUAGGUGAAUAAAUUCGAAGAAUAUAUACAUAGUUAUUUAAAUUACCAUA
Messenger RNA from Eucalyptus grandis, 2143 nucleotides. Its product is annotated as protein NRT1/ PTR FAMILY 3.1. The record is from RefSeq and is a predicted model, not a curated record. Gene Ontology annotation, molecular function: transmembrane transporter activity. Bases 132 to 1997 code for a protein of 621 amino acids. The transcript is spliced from 5 exons. NCBI's taxonomy places the organism in Eukaryota, Viridiplantae, Streptophyta, Magnoliopsida, Myrtales, Myrtaceae. Gene Ontology annotation, biological process: transmembrane transport. Gene Ontology annotation, cellular component: plasma membrane.